This is a messenger RNA of Alosa alosa (allis shad), 2053 nucleotides long. RefSeq names its product protein phosphatase 1, regulatory subunit 3Cb (gene ppp1r3cb). Gene Ontology annotation, biological process: regulation of glycogen biosynthetic process. The record is from RefSeq and is a predicted model, not a curated record. The transcript is spliced from 2 exons. NCBI's taxonomy places the organism in Eukaryota, Metazoa, Chordata, Actinopteri, Clupeiformes, Clupeidae. Gene Ontology annotation, molecular function: glycogen binding; protein phosphatase 1 binding. The coding region runs from base 181 to 1122 and encodes 313 amino acids. Gene Ontology annotation, cellular component: protein phosphatase type 1 complex.
CUGACUCGAGAGGGGGGUGUGUCGUGGGACCUAAAGACAUUCACAGUUUAAAACUGGUUUUAUUUUAUAAUGCUUUCACCGAAUUAUUCAGCUGGUAAUUGAAACAGUCUUCAUAGAAUCAUAUCGUUACGUUUCAACCAGUAUUUAUUUUCAUUUUACCGGAAAAAAGAAGAACUACCAAUGAAUUGUACCAGGGUCCUGCAGAUAUUAAACCCCAGGCCGAUGCCAAGUCCCAUCAUGCCCGUGGACGUGGCCAUGCGGAUCUGUCUGGCACAGUCACCACCAGUAUGCAGUUUCCUGGGAUCCUACGAAGCGCGCAACCUCAUCAACCAGUACAAGCCGCUGCGCCCCUGCAUAAGCUCCAAGGCAGAGGUCGAAACCACCAACGUGGGUUGGCGGAGCCCCAAAACCAAGCGCAAGAAGAGGGUGGUGUUUGCAGACUCCAAGGGCAUGUCCCUGACCGCCAUCCAUGUGUUCAAGGAAUUUCAAGAUGACCCCCUGGCGGACCUGCAGUUCGAGUUGUCAGACUUGGAGAACGCCAUCGUAGGCCUGAGGGUGGAGAAAGAGAAGAGCUUGAUGUUGGACUUCGCCCAGCCAGCUGCAGACUACCUGGACUUCCGGAACCGACUAAAGAAGAACCUCGUCAGCCUGGAGAACUGCGUGCUCCAAGACAAGUCCCUCAGCGGCACCAUCAAAGUCAGCAACGUGAGCUUCGAGAAGACGGUCAACAUCCGGAUAACAUAUGACUCAUGGAAAACCUACACGGACGUUCCUUGUAUCUACAUGAAUAAUGUGUACGGCUGUCUGGACAUUGAUACCUUUUCGUUUUUCAUCGACCUGCCCAGUGUCAUUCCCCACAACAAAAGCGUGGAGUUUUGUAUCUGCUACAAAACCCUGGACCAGGAGCAUUGGGACAACAACGACGGCAAGAACUACAAGCUGGUCCACUCGGAACACGAACAGGACCAGCACUCGUGCGCCAUCCAGGCGCCUACGCAGAAGUUCAAGAGCAAGAAAACCGAGAUGGAGUUUGAUCAGUUCGGGAGCCCGAGGACGUCCAGUGGUUUCUUCCCCGAGUGGCAGAGCUGGGGCCACAUCGAGAGCAGCACCCCCUACUGGUGAUCUAACAAAAUAAAAUUUAAAAAAAAUCACCCCAACACGACUAACCCAAGAGAAACAAAGCCUCCCAUAGAUGAAGCCUGUGGAGAUCUGACCUUGGACCAAGCCUAGUGGAGAUAACAGGCUUAUUCCAAAACAGGCCGCUGAUAGCCAUUGGCUCAAGCCAUUCAGUUACCCGUCAACUUGAACUUUCAAUCACAGAUGCUAACAGCUUGAACGCCCCAUCAGUUCCGAGAGAUGUACACAUUGUCUUCCUGCUUUGUCAACUGAAAAUAUAAUCGAUGGAUCAUGGGGGAAAUGAACAGUAUUGCAAAUGUGGAUGAGGGGAAGAGUGACGGUUAGCGUUCGAUGUUACGGUCACACUAAUCCCAGUGCAGAGUAGUCUGUGAGAUUAACCAAUGUGGCUAAUUGCUGUCGUCAUGUCAUCUGAUGUGGCAAGCUAAAAUGGAGCAGGAUGAAACUCAACUCGGGUUGGCUGAACAGGGUAAUGUUCCGCUGUAUUUCCUGACAAAUGGUUGUCCUUUUUUUGCAAGUAUCUCAUUUUUGCUGUGCACUUAAAGCAUUACUUAGAGUUUCAAACUGAAGUUGUUCAAUUUGAUUUGUUUUUAUUUUUUUCCUUGUAACAUAAAUGCCUUCCUUUGCAAUUGUCUAUGAUUGUCAAAGUCAGUUCUAUGGAGUUUGAUGGCAUUACUUCAGCCCUGUAUUAAGUCAAGGCCUUUUUACAAAGACAAGAUCAGCUGCAGAAGUCAAAUUCGUCUCUGUUAGUUCUUGUAGUGCACACUGCUGAAUUGCAUAUGCUUCUUCAUGUUUCUUUUUCAUUCUGCUGUCUUUUGUUUGCACGAAAAAAGGGGGAGUGUUCUCAUGGAUCACUUUUGAGUUUGAUUGUGAGGAUCUCAUGCCAGCACUCUGAGUGCAAAGGAUCCUAAUUCUACCC